AUGACUGGUCGUUUCGUCAACUUUGUCACCGGACUUCGUUUUCAUUUGACCAGCGGAGAAUUUGCGCUGCCCAUAACGGCGAAGUCUGGGAGACGCCUGCGUUCCAGCUCAGGGAAUUCGAUCGGUGCGGUGCACGGGACAGACUUUUUACAAUACUCUGUCAAGACCCUACGCGAGAUAUCGUACAUCAAGAAUUUGCGCCGUGGCUUUGAAACAUUUACCGCCAUACGCUUUACUAUGAACCUUGUUCACGACCUGAACGCCCAAAGCGCAAUCGAUCUUGUUGACCAAGAUUUCGCUGUGGCUAUUCAAUACGGCCUUAUCACCCUCAUACUCUCAGAGGAACAGAAGCGGCUCUUUUCCGGGAGGCAACAAGCAAAUCAUGAACUCUAG
This is a messenger RNA of Serendipita indica DSM 11827, 393 nucleotides long. The record is from the annotation of a GenBank genome assembly. NCBI's taxonomy places the organism in Eukaryota, Fungi, Basidiomycota, Agaricomycetes, Sebacinales, Serendipitaceae.